Molecule: messenger RNA, 4357 nt
Organism: Vidua macroura (Pin-tailed whydah)
Lineage: Eukaryota; Metazoa; Chordata; Aves; Passeriformes; Viduidae
Gene: IL1R2
Product: interleukin 1 receptor type 2
Exons: 9
Coding region: 566-2044 (492 amino acids)
Molecular function (GO): interleukin-1 binding; interleukin-1, type II, blocking receptor activity
Source: RefSeq, a predicted model, not a curated record
UAUAGCUACUAGAACAGGAAGAAAUUUGGAUUAAAACCAUGAUGGAAGUAUGAGCAUUACAGGAUACAAAAAGAUGCCCAAAGGUGUACACCUAUGAAUAUGGCUUUGUUAUAUUGGUAGAAAUAUUUAUCUUUGGUUUUGAUUUGAAAUAGUUGUACAGUCAUUUAAUAUUCAUCAUACUUUUAAGGUAAUGUUAAAUGCAUGCAAUUUCCAUUUCUGUACAUAAAAUGGAAAUGUAUCAUGUGGAUAUGUGUACUGUAUUUCUCAUAAAUUCCUUACAAAGGGCAUAAACUAGUGCCUCUAUCCAGCAUGUUUUAUAUAUUUUUGCCCACGGCACACCAAGGUAAAGCAUGAUCAAUCAACUGACUAGCAGGAGCUGAGGCCUCGUGGCAGAUUAGAAGCAUUCAUGAUGUACACAGACACUGCCAUGCCCAUGUCAAGUCCACACAGAUGACACCUGAUGAAUGACUGGCAGAGGAUAAUUUUGUUUUCCCUUAGCAGCCACCCUGUCUGAUUUUCAGGACAGGUUGUUCAGGGUUUUCCUUAUCUUUUUUUUUUAGAACAGAUGGUAAUAGUGUCCAUGCUGAAAACUUGUGCACCACCAUCAAGAUGGGUAUAUGUGCCAUGGGAGUCAAUGUUUUUGUCCCAACAGAAACAUUUGUUGAAGACAAGAAAGCUUGGCUCUGCUUGUAGCAGGAAGUUUUCCUGCAGCCUGAUUCACACUAGCUGGCCUACUUUGCUCCUGUGUUCACCCAAGCUACUACACCACAGCUCACUCAAAGCAGCCGACCUGUGCCUCAGUCACAUCUUAAUGCAAAGUAAGCAGAGAUUUCAAAACACUUUCCUUCAACCCUCUUCUUCUGAUUUCCUGUGGAAAAAAAUGCAUGGGCUCUUCUUUGUUCUGGUGACGUGCACAGUAGGUGCCUCUGCUUUCAGACUCCAGCAAGUCAAAAACACAGAAAACUGCCCAGAUCACACCGCGUUUUUCAAACACUUCCAUGAACUGCAUGGAGAACCUGUGGUUCUGAAAUGCCCUUCUACCACACACAAACAUUUGGAUUUCUCUGCCUUGACCCCUAAUAUCACAUGGCAUAAAAAUGGUUCAAACACCAUGAUAUCAGGAAGAGAUGAAGAUUCAAGAAUCUGGGCAAAAGGAAAUGCACUCUGGUUUUUACCAGUGAUGCUAGAAGACUCAGGAGUAUAUAUCUGCACAAGAAGGAACUCCUCCUACUGCGCCGAGGUCUCCAUCCACCUCACAGUUGUAGAGAAAACAGCUGCUUGGGAGAUUGCCUAUCCCCAGGUCCUAUUCACUUUCACCUCUGGAAAGAUUGUUUGUCCUGACCUCUGGGAUUUUACACCAAACAGGACAAGCCUGGAGCUCAAGUGGUACAAGGAUGCUCAGCCUUUGGAAGAGGACAAUGAAAGAUUCAUCAUUCUGAAAGGUUCAGUGUCUCUGAUCAUGACAUCUGUGCUACCAACAGACGCAGGGUAUUACACCUGCAAGAUGUCAUUUCCAUUUGAAGGUGUGGUGUAUGAAAUCACCAGGAGAAUUCAACUGGAGACUGUUGAGCAAGAGAAGAGAAUUACCCCGAUAAUUGUGUAUCCAGCCCAAAAGACAACAUCAGCUGCUCUUGGCUCCAAGAUGACUCUCCCGUGCAAAGUGUUUGUUGGGCUGAGCAGCCAUUUCCAAACUGAUGUGGAAUGGCUGGCAAAUGACAGCAGCGUUGACGUGGUUUAUAAACAAAGCAGAGUUACAGAGGGGGAACGACAAGAAAUUGUAGAAAAUGGUGAGAACUUCAUUGAAGUACCACUGAUUUUUGAUUCUGUUGAAGAGGUGGACUUUUAUACAGACUUCACCUGUCUGGCCCAGAACAGAUAUGGAUACCAAGAACUGCCAACAAGGGUCAAGCAGGAAGCUGUUGGUCUGUCCUGGUACGUUGCAAUGAUUCCUGUUGCGCUGGCCUGUUUGAUCUUGGGAGGGGUAUGCAUGCACAAGUGCUGGAAGCGGAGAGCUGAUAAAGGAUAUACAAUACCAAAGGUGUAAAAUGCAUUUUGUUCUCCAACUGCCAAGAGAACAAAAAAUCACCCUGGCUAUCUUUCACAUCAGACACAGCAAGCAUUUCAGACCUGAUAUACUGCAUUCCCAACAGACUGAUAAUAACAGUUCUUUCCCACUUUUCCCAGUCUUCUAUGAUCUGAUGAAGUUAAGAAUAUAAGUUUGCAUUUUUAUGCUGCUUAGAGGCAGGAAAUCUGGUUCUAUUAUUUUGCAACUAGGGUGCAAUCUGUAGAAUUUUGGAACACAAAAUCGUGCUCUGGAUAUGGGAAGGGUAGGGAAAGGGAGGUGCUCUCACCCUUUGUAAUUCCAAUAGAUAUACUGUUUUUAAAAAAAAAAAAGGAUAAGAAACCCCCUAAAGUCUGAAAAGGGAAGCUAAGGAAGAUUGCUACAGAAGGGUUAUUUGACACUAGAGGGAAAAAAGAAUUUUUCUAUGCUACCAGACUAAAUUUAUUUUACUUGAAUCUAAAAAAAGCCAUUUGUUUUCCCUUUUCAGAGCCAAAUGCAGUUGUCACAGCAACUGUGUAUCUGUGAACUUCUCCACAAAAAAACUAAUUCUGUUCACCACUUGGAUUACACUUUGCUUAAAUAGACUGUCUCAGAACAUCCCUCCCCCCAGAGAUAACUCCAUCUGUAUAACAGAUAACUGUACACAGAAGAAUUCAGUCUUGUUUUAUCUACCAAUAUGUUGUAGCUGGAGAUUCAUAAGCAGCUAUAACACGUUGUCAUCUUUGCCAAGGAAAGAAUUGGAGGGAUGUUUAAGUGUUUUGAGAGUAAUUUGGCUAAUAAAAAUUUUUAUUCCUGGAAGUGAUUGGACAGAUUGCCAGUAAUAAUGAACAGUCUCACAUUUUUUGUGCCUCCAGCCCUUUUGUGACCAGUCUGGUGUAGCUUCAGAUUGUGUCCUUUAAAUUGCAGUAUGCAAAUUGGUUACACAAGAUGCAAAACACUGCCUGUUAGGUUAACCUAGCUGGAUUCUAGUCUGACAUAAAUGAUAAGGGAGCAAUAAAUAAUCAGUGACCAUGUUGUACUUUGAGGGUCAGAAUGAGUAAAAUUAUUUGGUUACUUCCUCUCUUAAAGAGAUACCCACUCAUGACAGCUGAGAAAUUGUUACAUGAUAUAGAAUAUAUAUUAUCUUCAUCUGUAUAGGAGGGAAGAGAACCUGCAUUAAGGCCUAGAUUAGUACAGAUCCGUAACUAUACCAACACCUCUACCUCUAGCAAUAUCAAAAUAAUACCAACACCUCUCACAGGCACCAAAGAUAAAGCUUUUUGUUCGCACAAGUCAUCCCAGAGGAUUUUCAAACUCUGUAGGAAAAAAAAAUCAGGAAAAACUUUGGCUACAAAAGACCAAAUUGUAACACACUAGAGAAGUGAAUGGCUCACAUCCAUCUGGGAGAGACCAUGACCUUAUUUCUUUCCACCACUACCUCUGAUUGGCUCUGAGUUUGGCCCAAUAAAUAUCUGGAAGGCUUUUGAAGAGUAGGAUGUGGCUUGAGUUAAGAAAUCUUCACUCUAUUAGCAAGAACAUUCAUAUGUAAUGAGAUUCAAACCAAAGCCUCCCUUUAAAUACUCUAAAUGCUUGUUAUGAAGAUACAAGCUCAGAGAUUAAGUUCUGACGCAUUUUAGGUCAAAGGCAUCCAGACACUACCACAGGAGCCACUGUUUCCAAGUGUAGAAUAGUAAAGAUGAUAAGGACUACAAGUAUUUUAUGGGCAAAUGGGAAAAAGGUGGAUGCAAAUGUGGAGAAGAGUCAGUCCACUUGGAUAUCUGUUUUUUGAAGGGAGAAAGCUGUAGAUGAACUGACCAAUGUUCAGUUGGAGGGAACAUUGAAAAUGUUUAGAAGCAUCAGGAAUGCUCAUUAUUUUCAAGCAAUUGCUAGUCUGUACCUAGAGAACAAAUUAGGUUUGUCAAUAAGUGUAAUGUUUAAACAUGUGAUUUGCUCUUCCUUUCCAUCUGUAUCCUCCAAGAGUAGUGUGAUCACGCACCUGGCUGUCUGUGCAGGGUUGGAUUUCCCUAAGUAGUGGAAAAAACCCAGAACUUUUGGUAUACAGAGUACUGAUGCCAUAAGAAAGUUAAAUAUCUCAGAUCCUUUUCCAAAACCAGAGAAGGAGUAAAAAUAUGAUUAUCAGACAAAAAUUAGAGAAUUGCUGUUACAUACUCAGUGGCAUCUUGAAUAUAAAAGGAAAGUAAAGAAACAAAGGCUUAUCUUUUAUGAAGUGAUAUUUGCUUCUCUGACUACUAGUAUAAUAUUCUGAAGGUUUUCCUCAUAAAUAGAUGUCUUCAGGUGAACUACACAAUGUAAAUA